This is a messenger RNA of Exaiptasia diaphana, 1455 nucleotides long. RefSeq lists its product as uncharacterized. Lineage: Eukaryota; Metazoa; Cnidaria; Anthozoa; Actiniaria; Aiptasiidae. The record is from RefSeq and is a predicted model, not a curated record. Bases 310 to 1455 code for a protein of 381 amino acids. The transcript is spliced from 7 exons.
AAAAAUGAUUGUCACAGCAAAAGGUGUAAAAUUCUCGUAAAUGCGAACUUCAAUUCGUUCGCCUCAGCUCCAUCGACUACAUAAUUUUCCUUUCUUGUCCGCUCUUGAAGUAGAUCAACAAGAACCAAUCAGGUGCCGCGUAAUAUGUGCGCGCACUGUGAUUGGUUGYCUAAAAAUAGAUUAUCGGGACAUCUGAUUGUGGUGAUAUUAUUAGGGAGAUGGACACUUCUGGUUAUGUACUUCUGGCUCCCCUUAAUGUUUCAGGGGCGACAGAAGCGUACCCGCUACGAAAAAUAAAUAAAUAAAUAAAUGAAACAAAGAAAUUAUUUCAUUAAUAAAAAUCAUUUUUUUCCAGAAGAUAACAAACAAAGCCCAGAUGAAAAGUCAAAAUCAAGUGUAAGAGUGAGUGGCGAAAUUGAUCAGCAUCAGAGUUUGCAGGACGGUCUACAGCGGAACCAAUACCUAUCACAAAACGAACCGGGCAUAGAGCAAGGACGGUCUGAUCUACAGCAAGGACAACAGCCAAUGGAGCAAUUUCAGCGAGCAGACCCACAGAAUGAACAAGAGCAACUAAUGAAGGAACAACAUCAAAGUCAGAUCCAGCAACAUUUGGAUGUCGAAGAAAGGAAUUACAUGUGUAUAACACUACUGCUUUACAGAGUAGGCUUGGUAAAGUUACGGCAGUUUUUCAUAAACGAGUGGAAUUCUUUGGGCGACUUUGCUCCAUGGACAGAUUGUCCUCAAAAUGGGGCUGAUUUGUUGAGAAAAUUCAAGCCACUUUCCUAUGAAAUACCAAAAGUCAGGUCGGGUGAUUCAAGAACAUGGGAUAUAUCUAUCCUCAUCAGAGUACUGUUGAGCUCCUGGCCUCCACUUGUGUCCGAAUCCGAUUUAGUUAAUAGCUUGAAAUGUUUGAGGGAAAUAAGAAACCAAAUCUGCCAUACAGGGAGUGGAAGAAUCGAGUCAUCAGAAUUCACCAUUAUGUACGAUGAUGUGUGCAGCGCAUUAAUGGCAUUUGGAGCCUCAUCGAAGGAUUUUAGAGAAGUUGUGGAAGCUGUACAGCAGCCAUGGAAAGACUUGUCAGCUAUUGUAAAGCAUUUUGCAUCACAAGAUGAAGACAUCUUAGGAGGAUUUUAUAAAGUAAACGAAAAACUCGAUCAACUACAUAAGAAAGUAGACAGAGUAGAGAAGAGCCAGCAAGAGCUUCAAAAAACUGUAGAAGAAAUAAAGCAAAGCCAAUCAGAUCAACUGCAACAAAAAGAAGCCAUACUGCAAGAACAGUCAGGUCUACGAGAAGAUAUUGAAGAACUUAGGAAAGAUCAACAGAAAGGACAAGAGAAGCUACUUAUUGAAAUCAAAAAACGACGGCACAAACUAACUAAAUCAAUAUCCUCAAAUGAAGAUGUGGAAUUGUAUUCCAAAAACCUCAAGGAAAAUUUGACCAGCUGCAAAGGGUAG